Molecule: messenger RNA, 4410 nt
Organism: Didymosphaeria variabile
Lineage: Eukaryota; Fungi; Ascomycota; Dothideomycetes; Pleosporales; Didymosphaeriaceae
Gene: SRB8
Product: RNA polymerase II mediator complex subunit
Exons: 7
Coding region: 1-4410 (1469 amino acids)
Biological process (GO): regulation of transcription by RNA polymerase II
Cellular component (GO): mediator complex
Molecular function (GO): transcription coregulator activity
Source: RefSeq, a predicted model, not a curated record
AUGACUUCCCGUCCCGCCCAAGGCGCGCAAGACCCUGUGCAACACCGCGGGAAUGCGCCUGCGUCGUCGGCGGCGCGGUGGGCGGCAGGCCAUCAUGGCCAGGACACGGCAGUAGAGCACGACCGCACCGCUGGAGAACCGCCGACCAAACCCAAACCCAAGGGCAAACCAGGCCCGCUCGAUGGCCUACAGACCAAUACCAGCGAGUAUAUGCGCGCCCCUCCCAAGGGCAAGCCUCAGCUCUUCUUCAGCGUAGCCGCCAACAGCGGUUUCGAGUCCUCGGAACCCAGUCCGACGACUUCAGCACUACCGGUCCCCCCACGACCAAGCUUGUCCAUGCCCGCCGAGGCUCUCCAUCAGCGUCGUAUGGUCCCUGGAGGUAGUGGCGUAAAGGCUGAUCCGUCUACGGUAAAGUCUGUAAACCAGGAUACUUCAGCCUCGGCCGCCGUUCUCCCGGGGGGAAAAGCCGCCGACCUGUUCCCGUGGACGGGCAGCCAUCCCGAAGAUGUGCUCUCCGAGGCACUUGUCAAGGGUGGGAUUAGCAACAAGUCUCAGAUCCACAACGAGACGAACACGGCGCGACCUUCACUAUGGGCGAACUUGAAGAACAAAUCUGGCACGUCGACGCUGUCAACAUUGUUCAUUGCUGUCCUUGAAAAGCGCCAAUCAUGCAGUCGUCUCGUUGCGCCCAACACCUUUAAACCGCCUCCGCGUUUGACUUUACGCGACUCCACUCGAGAGACAUGGCUGCAUGACUUGGCCAAUCCCGCAGUUGGACUACGCCGAUUGAGUCGUACUAUCCCGCACGGCAUCACCGGCAAGGUCCUCCUUGACCAAUGUCUCAAUAAGAACAUUCCCAUCCCUCGGGCUUUAUGGCUAGCGAAGUGCGUGGGAAUCAACGAGAUGCGGGCUCAUAAGCGGAAGGGCCAGGCAGGCACAAUUACCUGGGUACGAGGAUGGACAAGCUCGGUUGAACAGUUUCUGGAUGGCGUAAUAGCAACCAUCGGGCAGCAAGACUGGAAGAUUCGCAUCACAUAUGCUCUGCAGCUUGCGGCACAUUUGUUCAAAGAACACCUUAUGGAAGAAGACCAUUUCAUGGACUGGAUUCUUAACAGUCUUGACUCUUGCUCCUCGGAGCGGUUGUUCCUUUGGCUGCUAAUAACCUGCAUCCCCGACUUUUGGUCCAGUCUCAUAUCCUUCCGUCGUCGCGGCAAACGUUUGGCAGAAUCACUACUGAGUCAUGCUGAGAGUAUUUAUACCUCAGGCGAUGAGACCCGAGAGACAACUGUUCUUGGCCUGCUUGAGAGCAUCAUAGCUCGGGUCGCUGUCCACAAGCCCGCAUGCCUUCUGCUUCCUGAUGAUUGGGACAGGUGCAAGGAGGUGCUGCACAUCUUUGAGCAGCGUCGAGCACACUCUAAAUUUUCUCAACUUAUAGCCGACUUGGACCACAGAAACAGGGAUAUCAUGCACUCUAGAAGCCUCGGAUCUUCGUCAUCACAACAAUCAUUCCGCACAUUGUACAGACUGUUGGACGGCUUGGACUAUGAGGCGGAUAUCUCCGUAGACAAUCUGGCUUACGAUUGCAUGGAUUUGUUUUCUGAUCAGAAGGUUCUUAUCUCGGCCGUCCUGCAAUGGGCAUCAACACUUUAUCGGCAAGGUCUGCACCGCGUAUAUCUCGUUACACGCUUACUACGCAAAUGGAACCAAAUCGGUAUAGAUGUUUCCGAAGGCAUCCUGAGAUAUCUGCCGCAAGUGGCUUUAGAUCGUAGCAAAGAGUGGGAACUUAUCUUCAAAGUCGUGAGCGAAUUGGUCCGCUCAAGAACGUUUUCGUUGGGGAAAUAUCUUCAAUGGCUAAUAGCGACUGGCUCGAUGGAUCCAGCUCAGGAUCUCCACGCGGGAAAUGCUUGGCAACUUCGUCUUCUGACUGAAGUUCCACUGAGUGGUCUUUCUGAGCAAGUGCUGAACCUAAGAAGCACAAUGCUUCGUGGCACAGUUUACUCAGUCGAUAUAGAAGACGGUCUCAUUCUCGGUGCGAAAGAGGCCAUUUUGCAACAGCUGACAGACCUUACGUGUGCGAGCAACAAAAGCAUGCGUAAAAUGACCCUUGAUAUUGGGCGCCUCAGUCGAACAAUGCAUCUUGACAUAGCCAUCUGGUUACGACGACAAGUCGCGGCAACGGUUGAAGCCAGCGACAGUGCACCGACGAAAGAGAGCAGCAUGUUCAUGGCAGGUUCAAUCUGCACGAUCUCGUCUUCCUGUUUCGAGACUGUUCGAUAUUACCUUGAACAGUUUAAAGAUUUGUCCAUCCUAGCAGAUGUUGUCGGCAUUGCCGCUACCUCAUUUGACUCACACGUUCUGAGCGCUUCUGCCGAUACGCUUGAUUAUCACUUCAAGGCCUUCAAGGCCAUUAGCGCCUUCAACCCGCUUUUCGAGAAAAUAGUGUUGAGAUACACCCAGAUCCGAGCGAUGCGCCUUCCUGAAAGAAAAUUGCUACUCAGCAUCAGUGCCCUGACUCAUUUGACGCAUGACGACUCACAACUCAGGCAGCUGUUGGACUAUGAUCUUAAUCGUUACGAUCAGCGGAACUCUCUCGCCGUGUGUUCACCAGUAUCAGACACCAUGAUCGAAAACGUCACAGGUUCAGAUCCAGAAGACGAAAUAGAGCGCAUUCUAUCCAGCGGCAACAGCAUGGACCAACAUAUGAUGAGCCGAGUGUUCAAGAAAAUCGUGUCCUACCUUCAACAGCGAUCCUGUCAAGGUAACUAUCCUUCGGACAAUCUGUUGUCCUGGUUCUGCCGCCUGCAAAACCUUGAAGAAAACACUUUCCAUGCCAUAGUAGCCUCAUGGCUGCACUCGACCUUAACGGAUGAUGAGCCGCACUUACUCGCCAUCACUCUUCCUCCGCUUGUGAUUUCUGGAUGUCUGUCCUUAUCUCGAUUUGCGGAAACGAUAAGAAGUUGUAUACGACAUUUGCUCCCAAACCACCCAUCCGAAUCUCUUCGCGUUGCGGUCGAUGGCUUGAUGACACUUCUACCUGAGAACGUAUUGAGUGACCUUUUAUCACACCAACAGGCAUAUCAAUUUCGUACGAAACAAGCUGCCUUCUGUCAGAAACAAGACAGCGGUCUGCUGGAUCUUAUCAAAGAGGCAUUCGAACUGAGUGUCAUCAAUUCGACAUCCCAAUCCGUAGGCUCGCUUCCUCAUGUGCUGUCGGAUGAUCGGCUUGUGGGCGUAUUGAGACACUUUGCAACCGUCGACUUGCAAAGCGUGUCAUUCCUACUAGAGAUCUCCGGACCCGUGGGACAGUCCAUUGAGAGUCUACCUGUGGCAUUCAUCAAAUUUCUCAAGUCGAAUCUCGAGCUCGAUCACUCGUAUAUGCUAGAACUUGUGGCUGGGUUGGAUGCGAACCUCAAGAACCUGAUGUGUGAACAAGCAGAACAAGAAGUCUUGACUUUCUCGGCUUUUCUGUGCGACGUCACAUUGGACGAUAAAGAAGGCAAUUGCUUAGACGAGCUACCUUUCGUUCAUCGACUGCUAGAUGUUAUCUGCGCCACCGGAACGAGCAACGCAAGAAUAACGCAAGCUGCCCUUCUUGCCCCACUUAUUGAGAGGUUGAGUGCUUUACUUCGUCUUGUGGUUUGUCAAAGCCCAGACCUGAUAUUGAAAGCCAAUCAUCAACAUCAAGCUGCGCUUAUGUGGAAUCUUCGAAAUCUAUUGACACAUCCACAACUACAAGCUUUCCCAUCGACGACGCAGUACAUUUUCGACGUCUCGGUCUUACUGUCCGAUCACAUCUCUGAGGAUGUCCGGAAAAGCCUCAUCGGAUCCUCAAACAUAAAAUGCUGCUCCGACAAGCGAUGCGCAUUCAUGUAUGGACUGGACCCUCAAGAUGAUGGUUGGCUGGGCCUCACAAGGUCAUUGCAAAGAGCCGUCUCUCCUCAAAGACAGAUGCAGGCCUCUGACCCCACCCAGCCACAGAUGCAGAGUCAGCAACAGUCCAGCCCCGCGCAGUCGCGAAGACCGUCAAUGCAACAACAGCAACAUUCUCAAUCGCAGGGACGAUAUCCGCAGCAACAGCAACCCCACAAUCUACUUUCACAGCAACUUCAGCGGAUGGGAUCGAAUGGGCAGAACAGUUCAGCUUCUCAGCUGCAGCAGAUGCAACAGAUGCAAGCAGCUAUGGCGCAACAGCGCCAGAAUACAAUUAGUCCUCAACUACAAAGGACUCCAUCCGCCCAAAGCCAACCAAUGAAGGUAACGAAGAGCAGCGGUGCGAAACAGGAAAGAGUGGAUGCGAAACCUGUGCCGUACAAGUUAAGCAGGUGGGAAAUCCUCCCAGAAAGUGGAGGCAAUGUGAGUGGGAACGAGACUGCGAUCAGUCUCAGUUUAUUUGGGGCCAGGAAGGCCUGA